This is a messenger RNA of Pseudovirgaria hyperparasitica, 826 nucleotides long. RefSeq names its product vacuolar ATP synthase proteolipid subunit. The coding region runs from base 100 to 609 and encodes 169 amino acids. Gene Ontology annotation, cellular component: proton-transporting V-type ATPase, V0 domain. Gene Ontology annotation, molecular function: proton-transporting ATPase activity, rotational mechanism. The transcript has 5 exons. The record is from RefSeq and is a predicted model, not a curated record. NCBI's taxonomy places the organism in Eukaryota, Fungi, Ascomycota, Dothideomycetes, Acrospermales, Acrospermaceae. Gene Ontology annotation, biological process: proton transmembrane transport.
UCGGUAACUGUUUGGUUACUUUAGUGAACCUCUCCAGUCGCUUACCUUGUGUCACGGUACACAGCUACGUGAAGCUGUGUAACAGGAGCCUUUUCAAUCAUGUAUCCCUCGGAUGUCUGCCCUAUCUAUGCGUCGUUCUUCAGUAACAUGGGAUGCGCUUUUGCCAUCGUUUUCAGUGUUUUAGGAGCCGCGUACGGUACGGCGAAGUCAGGUGUCGGCAUUUGCGCGUCUGGCGUGCUGCAUCCAGAUCAGAUAGUAAGGAACUCUGUUCCAGUCAUCAUGGCAGGCAUUCUCUCGAUCUACGGGCUAGUUGUAGCUGUUCUCAUCGGUAACGCCCUCAAGCCUGAGACACAUAUCUUCACUGGCUUUGCACACCUUGGCGCUGGUAUCGCAGUUGGACUAUGUGGACUUGGGGCAGGCUUUGCUAUCGGUAUCACUGGUGAUGCGGGUGUACGAAGUACAUGCCAGCAACCAAGGAUGUUCGUGGGCAUGAUGCUCAUCCAGAUUUUUGCCGAAGUCCUAGGUCUAUACGGCAUGAUUAUCGCGCUGCUGAUGGUGGCGAGUACAGCGAAUGUAAAUUGCAAUACAGCUGCGGAUCUGCGAUUGUAGGCCAUGCGUCGGAUCCAGACUGCGAUUGUAAGUCAGACUGCGAGACGAUCAUGGUCGUACGAGGGCCGAGAUGUUCUACGAUAACGUCGAGAAGACUGAUCUGAUAGAGAAAUAAUCUAAGCAGUUAUAAACGUGGAGGAGUGUUGAGCCGAUCGGUCAGAGGUGGUGGAUGGCUGAGCCGGUCAGUUGUCCGGCACACUAUCUAACAAGCUAAAUU